This is a messenger RNA of Phlebotomus papatasi, 1221 nucleotides long. It is a transcript of the gene beg, whose product is annotated as probable malonyl-CoA-acyl carrier protein transacylase, mitochondrial. The record is from RefSeq and is a predicted model, not a curated record. Lineage: Eukaryota; Metazoa; Arthropoda; Insecta; Diptera; Psychodidae. The transcript has 2 exons. Gene Ontology annotation, molecular function: transferase activity. The coding region runs from base 23 to 1183 and encodes 386 amino acids.
UUUGAGAAAGUAUAAGGUUAAGAUGUUGGCCAGGCGAUUCCCUCGGAGACUUUUUUGUUCAAAGCCCCCAUUUGGAAGUGAGUCAUCUGUCCGGGACCUACUAGACAAUGCUGCUACCUUUGAAGACAUCAAUCCGAAAACCCCCGAUGACGAAUGGUCAACGCUUCCGUAUCCAAAAGGCACAUCUUUCCGGCAGAGUCAGGCGGCAAAGUCCCUGAGACCAAAAAGAGAUCCCAGAACCACCUCGAUUAUUGUGUUUCCGGGUCAGGGAGCUCAGUUUGUGGGCAUGGGAAAGGAUCUGGUGAAAAUUCCAUCAGCAAAGGAUAUUUUUGAUCUGGCAAGCGAGAUUCUCAAAUUCGAUGUCCUUAAAGUUUGUUUGGAAGGUCCAGCUGAGAAACUAAACAGUACGAGAUACUGCCAACCAGCAGUGCUUGUGGCUUCACUAGCAGCUCUGGAAAAGCUCAAAGAAGAACGUCCGGGAGCCAUUGAUGAAUGCUACGCGACAGCUGGGUUCAGUCUUGGAGAAAUUACGGCUUUGAUAUUUGCCGGGAGUAUCCCAUUUGAUCAGGGACUAAAACUUGUACAGGUGAGAGCAGAAGCCAUGCAACUGGCCAGUGAGGCUGCAGCUGGCGGGAUGGCAACUGUUCUCUAUGGACCAGACUCAAAAUUGGGUCAGGCGUGUGUAAAAGCCAAGGAAUGGUGUAUUGAACGUGGUGAGGAAAAUCCCGAAUGCCUCGUGGCAAACUACCUCUAUCCUCACUGCAAAGUUGUCGCCGGAAGUGCUGAAGCUCUAAAUUUCCUGGAAAGCAAUGCUCGGGCUUUUGGGCUUCGUCGGGUGAAGCGUCUUCCUGUCAGUGGUGCCUUCCAUACGCCCCUCAUGGAAGCAGCUGUUGAACCCUUCAGAAAAGCCCUCAAUCGCAUCGAGAUAUCCGAUCCCCUGAUCAGUGUCCACUCGAACAUUGACGGGCAGCGAUACAGAAAUGCCGAACACAUCCGGAAGCAGUUGCCUAAGCAAAUUGUGCGCCCCGUGAAGUGGGAGCAAACCCUCCAUAUCCUCUACGAAAGAGCUCAAGGAGAAUAUUUUCCACGCACCUUUGAGGUUGGUCCUGGAAAAGCUCUCACCACAAUCCUCAAGCAAGUCAAUGCCAAAGCCUCUGAUCAUGCUUACAAUGUAUCUCCGUAAUUUUUUUUUGUAAAGAAUAAAGUAGGCUUUUUUUUAAA